Rubroshorea leprosula is the source of this 1696-nucleotide messenger RNA. The record is from the annotation of a GenBank genome assembly. NCBI's taxonomy places the organism in Eukaryota, Viridiplantae, Streptophyta, Magnoliopsida, Malvales, Dipterocarpaceae.
AAGAAAGACAAGAAGCUGCUAGGAUGGCUAUUGCUAGAUGGUGGUAUGAUGCUAAUGUGCCUUUCCAUGCUGCACGAUCAAAAUAUUAUUUCCCAAUGUGGGAUGCUAUCACAUCUAUGGGACCAGGUUUUAAGGGACCAAGUUAUCAGGAUUUGAGGGGUCCUCUCUUAAAAUGUGCAGUAAAGGAGGUUAAUGAAUGGCUUUUAUCCUUAAAGUCAACAUGGAGUACUAAUGGUUGUUCAAUUAUGGCCGAUGGAUGGACAAAUCAAAGACAACAACCAAUAAUCAAUUUUCUUGUUUAUUGUCCUAGAGGAAGUAUGUUUUUGAAGUCCAUUGACACUUCUGGUUUGACAAACGAUGCUGAAACAUUGGAGAGAAUGUUUGAUGAAAUGGUGAAAGAAGUAGGAGUGGAGAAUGUUGUACAAUUUAUAACAGACAAUGACGCCUCAUACAAAGCUGCUGGGAAAAGGUUGGAAGCAAAGUACAGCACAUUUUUUUGGUCUCCUUGUGCUGCCCAUUAUAUUGACUUGAUGUUAGAAAAUUUUUCUAAUGCAAGAUACUUUCCUGUGAUUAAUACUACUAUAGGAAAGGCAAGAAAAGUCAUAAAGUUCAUAUAUAAUCAUUCAUGGGUGCUAGCAUUAAUGAGGAGAGACUACACAAAUGGGAGAGAUUUGUGUCGUCCUGUUGUUACGAGAUUUGCUACUCACUUUUUGAGCAUCCAAUGUUUGUUGAAAUUUAAGAAGGAACUUAGACAAAUGUUUACAAGUGAUGCAUGGGUUGGUUCUCGGUAUGUAAGAAGCAAUGUUGGGAAAGAAAUAUGUGAAAUUAUCUUGGAAGAUAAAGAAUUUUGGUCUAAUUGCAUAGUAGUUGUCAAAAUCAGUGAACCUUUGGUGAGAGUGCUUCGACUUGUGGAUAAUGAAGAGAAGCCAAGCAUGGGCUACUUGUAUGAGGCAAUUGAUAAGGCAAAGGAGACAAUAAAAAAGAAUUUUAAUAAUAGGUUGUCUCACUACAUGCCUUACAUUAAUGUGAUUGAUGCUAGAUUGGAUAAGCAACUUUAUAGCCCAUUACAUGCAGCUGGUUGCUUUCUUAAUCCAGGUAUCUACUUUAAACCUAGCUUCAACAAACAAACUACUGUUACGAGAGGUUUGCUUAAUACUUUAACAACAUUGAUACCGGAUGAAGAUAAGCAAGAUCUCAUUAGUUCACAACUUGAGGAGUACAAAAAAGCUACAGGGACCUUUGGCAUGAGUUUGGCUAUUCGUCAGAAAGAAAAGUUAAAUCCAGGUAAUUUUCUUUCAUCUUAGCUCUCUUUUCAUUUUGUUUAAAAAGUUUUUAUUUUACUUAUUUCAAUGCACAUUGUAUUUUAUUGUUUUUAUAGUUGCAUGGUGGGAUUAAUUUGGAACGGAUGCACCCAAAUUGCAAAAGUUUGCAAUUAGAGUGCUUAGCCAAUGCACAAGUGCAACUGGAUGUGAAAGGAAUUGGAGUGCUUUUGAUUUUAUUCAUUCUAAGAGAAGCAACAGGCUAGAGCAUGAAAGGUUGAAUGCCCUUGUGUUUGUUCGUUAUAAUUUGAAGCUUCGAGAAAGGUAUAAUAUCUUUAAACUAUUAUAAUUGCUUUUAAAUUUAUUUAUUUAUUUUUUUUUUGCAUAUACUUUAUGCAUGUUUAUGUUUUAUAUAGAAAUCAAACAAAUGUUAGUUG